AUGGUCCACUACAAGCUGCACUAUUUCGCUUUGUACGGACGAGGCGAGCCGGCGCGACAACUUUUCGCUCUAGCCGGUCAACCCUAUGAAGACGUGCGGAUCAGUAUGGAGGAUUGGCCUAAGCAUAAAGCAGAAAUGCCUUAUGGACAAGUUCCCGUUUUGGAGGUGGACGGCGAGUUUCUCCCGCAAUCGAAUGCCAUCUAUCGCUUUUUGGGAAGACAAUUUGGUUAUGCUGGAGAGACUGAAAUCGAGGCGGCUCAAGUGGACAUGAUUGGUGAUCUUUUCCAGGAUUACUUUAACGAGUACCGCGAGUAUUUCACCGUCGCUGUCGGCUUCACCCAGGGUGACAAGGAGUUUUUGUUCAACUCGGUGAUGGUGCCAGCGAGAAACAAAAUGCUCCGAUACCUCUCAAACAUUCUCCGAUCGAAUGGAACCGGGUUUUUGGUUGGGAAAUCGGUGACGUAUGCCGACUUGUUGCUUUCGAUUCACACCGCUGGAAUGGAGGGGAUUGCGCCCGGGUUCUCAAACGAUUUUCCUAGGAUCUUGGAGCACCGUGAGCGAAUCGAGUCAAUCCCGCAGCUUAAGGAGUACCUAGCUCAUCGGCCAUUCGCUCCAUUC
Messenger RNA from Mesorhabditis belari, 618 nucleotides. The record is from the annotation of a GenBank genome assembly. Lineage: Eukaryota; Metazoa; Nematoda; Chromadorea; Rhabditida; Rhabditidae.